Symbiodinium natans is the source of this 2871-nucleotide messenger RNA. The record is from the annotation of a GenBank genome assembly. NCBI's taxonomy places the organism in Eukaryota, Dinophyceae, Suessiales, Symbiodiniaceae.
AUGCUGGCCGCUUUCUUGGCCUUGAGUCUUGGGUCCGUCGUCGGCAGUCCACAUCCAGAUCGGGAGUGGGAGUGUGUGAGAAACCGGCCCUGUAACAUCCGGCUGGACGCGGGCAACGUGACCUCAGAUGACUUGGUCCUCGUCCUUGAUGAAGACAGGGACAGCUGCCCGGUCUGCCGGCGCAGCAGCUAUGGACUCUGCCCCUGGCUGUCGCAAGACACUGGACAGGACAGGACAGUAAUGUGCGAAGAUGGAAACUUCAGUUCACAGUGGCAGUGUAUGGCAGAUGGUCACGGAGAUCGCCUGCUGUGCCCUGUGAACAUGACCAUGUGUGCGGCAAGGCUGUGUGGAAAUGGGAUGGACUAUUGCUGCGAAUCACCACACCCAAAUCCGGAGCUGACCUGCAUCCACGGCGGAGGCCGCCGUACCUGCCCCUACGUGUCCAUGACCGAAGGCCUGGACUUGAUUAUGAACGAGACGCAUGGACUCAUGAACCCCGGCAUUUACACCUUGUGCCGCUGCACCGAGGACAACUUCAAGUCUGGUACCGCGGGGGAAUUGUUGGGCGAAGCGAUCGUAAAUGGUCCUAGCGGCUCGGCGAUGCAUCAGUGCAUCUCGGGCCACGCCUGCCCUUUUGUUGAAACGAAUGGCUACGGGCUAAACUUGCGAACUUCACUAGUGCAAGUGACGACCGUUGCUACCUGUGCACAUGCCAUCGACACCCCUGCAGAGCUUCGCGACAACUUUCGUUUCGCCUGGCAGCAGGACAAGGCCCGGAUGCAUGUGCGUGGUGAAGACACGGACGAGGGCAGGAGGUGGCUUGCCGAGCAGAGCCCCGGCGUGUAUAAGCUUUGCUGGUGCGACAACAACACCGCAGGGGCUUGCGAGUCGCUCUCCGACUUCAAUGUUUCGGCCGGACUCCUGAGUUGGCGUGGGCCGACAAAGCAAGACCCGCGCAUUGUCGCCUUGGGUACCAACAUGGACUUUCAAGCCUCAGGUGUGUGGAUGACCUCCGCAAGCAAGGUCCGAAUCCAGAAAGAUUGUGCGGACCCUGCCGGCCAGGUGUUCUACGAGGCCACCGCCAGGAAGACAAUUGGAGCCGAGCUGUUUUACAAUUUUGGUGUCCUGGCUGAAGACCGUCUGCCCCCGGGCAAGUACAGCCUUUGCUGGUGCGAGCCCGCGUACGACCAAACCCCACCCAUUGAGUGCACAGACGGCACCAACUUCUUCACCAACAUAACGGAUAUCUUCGUGCUCUGUCCUGCUGGCCAGUACAGCCCGAACAACGGCCCCUGCCAGUCCUGCGCCCUGUUUUGGCAAGAGCCCGGGCUGUGGAGAAGCGCCUGUGUCACGGCUGCCCAGAACCUCGCCAUGGUCGUGGCGAUUGUGAUCUGCUACUUGAUGGGCUGGACCGCCUUCUGGUUCCAGGUGGGGUUUCUUGUCGACCGCAGUGGGCGGUGCAUUGGCGUGUCUGGCCGAAAGGUGUACAUCGAGGACAUCUCCUCGACCCUCUCCAAGACGGGGGUGGGGGCCGCCAUCAUCACCACGGUGAGCCCACACCAGCUCUCCGAUCGCUUCGGCACCUUCCCCAUCUACUUCUACAACACAGGACACUACCUCCUCGACCGGAGGCCCGCCGCGGGACACCUCUACCGGGCGCGGCGCAUUGGCCCCCACCGCCUGGAACUGCUCGACAGCAAAGGUGUUCCUGUGGAGAGCGCUGACACGUCCCGGGGCUACUUUGUGUUGAGACUCGCCCGAUCCAUGGUCCAUAGUGACGCGCUCCCGCGGCUCCCAGUGGUGUUGGUGGUCCCCUUCCUGGUGCUCAUACCGCCACCUCUGCUUGUGAUUGCAAGCCUCGAGUACACGAUUCCCUUCAAUUACUCUGGUGGCGUCGCCACAGCACUUCUGGGCAUCUUUUUCACCUUCCCUCUGGCAAGGAUCGUGAAGUACUUCCUGCGCCGGCUGCCCCCCAUCACGGAUAGCGUGAAGCACUUCCGGCGCAAGGUGAGAGAGCAGAAUCCGCAACCCAAGGCAUGCCCAAAAGGGCCCGACCGUGCCCUGACCAUCUACCAGAUUUUCCAGCUCAUGAGCGAGUUCGAAAUGUACAUCCGUGACAGGAACCUGUACUACAUCGAUUCCAACAUAGUGCAACCUCUCACUCGCCACGAGAAACUGUCCUUGGCAGAGCUUCUUGGCCCGUCUCGCGUCGCCUGGUUCGUGUCUCACUACUGGGGUACCAGGUUCAAGUACACGUGCGACGCCUUGAGGCGGCAUGCAGAGAACGCCGUUUCCGGAAAGGACGGGAUGUCCUGGCAAGACGUCUCCUACUGGAUAUGUGCCUUCAGCAACAACCAGUAUCAGAUCUUAGAGGAGCUGGGGACGAGCCAUCAAGAGUCCUCCUUCUACCUGGCACUACACAGCCCCUCCGUCCAGGGAACCUGUAUGAUCCUCGAUGAGCGGGCGCUGCCUCUGACGAGGUCCUGGUGUCUUUUCGAGCUGCUCCAGACGAUGAGCCUGGAGAAGAAGCGCGAGGACUUCCAAGGGCUGCAGUUCCUGACGAACACCGGGGUCGUGAACUUCGGGCAGGCCACUACUGAAGUGGCCAUCAACAUUGGCAAGCGGCUCGCGACCUUGUCCCUGGCAGAUGCGGAUGCCACGCAGGCAGAUGACCGGGACACCAUCAAGUCCCUCGUGAUGAAGGAGAUGGGCAGCUUCGAUCAGAUCGACAAGAUCCUUCGCACCCACAUCAAGGAUGCGCUGGUCGUGUGCAAGCGGUUUGUUGAGGACGGCUUCAACAGCCUUCUGGUGCGACUCGAAGAGACGUCGGUUCCCAUCUCCCCAGAGAACACGUGCUCUCAGGUCUCGUGA